Molecule: messenger RNA, 2203 nt
Organism: Mangifera indica (mango)
Lineage: Eukaryota; Viridiplantae; Streptophyta; Magnoliopsida; Sapindales; Anacardiaceae
Product: phosphoglucomutase, cytoplasmic
Exons: 18
Coding region: 237-1943 (568 amino acids)
Biological process (GO): carbohydrate metabolic process
Cellular component (GO): cytosol
Molecular function (GO): phosphoglucomutase activity; magnesium ion binding
Source: RefSeq, a predicted model, not a curated record
CCAUAGAUGCCAUCUUCAUACUUCUGUUGCGAACUUCUCUAAGAGUCUCAGAUUCUCUGGACAAAAAUGGUGAACUUUAAAGUCAUCCGCAAGGAUACUUCGCCUAUCGAAGGCCAGAAGCCUGGCACUUCUGGCCUCCGCAAGAAGGUGAAAGUGUUUAUGUGGCCCAAUUACAUGGAUAUUUUAAUUGCAUAAUUUCUUAUUAUGUUGGCCGGAUGUUUUAGGUGAAAGUGUUUAUGCAACCAAAUUACCUGCAAAAUUUUGUUCAAUGUACAUUCAAUGCCCUUACACCAGCAAAAGUUAAAGGUGCUACACUUGUUGUUUCUGGUGAUGGCAGAUAUUACUCAAAGGAUGCCAUUCAGAUUAUAAUUAAAAUGUCAGCUGCAAAUGGAGUACGGCGAGUGUGGGUUGGUCAAAAUGGAUUGCUUUCAACUCCUGCUGUAUCAGCUGUAAUACGCGAAAGGGUUGGGGCUGAUGGAUGCAAGGCAACAGGGGCAUUUAUACUGACUGCAAGUCACAAUCCAGGUGGUCCUCUUGAGGAUUUUGGUAUUAAAUACAACAUGGAAAAUGGUGGACCUGCUCCUGAGGGAAUCACUGACAAGAUCUUUGAGAAUACAAAAACAAUUAAGGAGUACUUGGUUGCUGAAGAUUUACCAGAUGUAAAUAUCUCAGCCAUAGGUGUAACCAGCUUUGGAGGACCUGAGGGACAAUUUGAUGUUGAGGUUUUCGAUUCAGCCAGUGAUUAUGUGAAAUUGAUGAAGUCAAUAUUUGAUUUUGAGUCUAUUAAGAAGCUGCUUUCAUCCCCUAAAUUUACAUUCUGCUAUGAUGCACUUCAUGGAGUUGCUGGUGCCUAUGCAAAACGUAUUUUUGUGGAAGAGCUUGGUGCAAAAGAAAGUUCAUUAUUAAACUGUGUACCCAAGGAGGACUUUGGUGGUGGGCAUCCAGAUCCAAAUUUGACUUAUGCCAAGGAAUUGGUUGCUCGUAUGGGCCUGGGCAAAACUCCCUCUCAAGAUCCACCAGAAUUUGGUGCUGCUGCUGAUGGUGAUGCAGAUCGUAACAUGGUCCUUGGUAAAAGGUUUUUUGUUACUCCCUCAGAUUCAGUUGCCAUCAUUGCUGCAAAUGCAGUUGAAUCCAUACCCUAUUUUUCUGCUGGUUUGAAGGGAGUUGCCAGGAGCAUGCCAACAUCAGCUGCCCUCGAUGUUGUAGCCAAGCACUUGAAUUUGAAGUUUUUUGAGGUACCUACUGGGUGGAAAUUUUUUGGUAAUUUGAUGGAUGCUGGAUUAUGUUCAAUAUGUGGAGAAGAAAGUUUUGGAACUGGCUCUGACCAUAUACGUGAGAAAGAUGGAAUCUGGGCUGUUCUAGCCUGGCUAUCCAUACUUGCUUAUAAGAACAAGGAAAACCUCAAUGGGGAUAAGCUUGUGACUGUUGAAAAUAUAGUUCGCAAGCAUUGGGAAACUUAUGGUCGCCACUAUUAUACUCGAUAUGACUAUGAGAAUGUGGAUGCAGGUGCAGCAAAGGAAUUAAUGGCACAUUUGGUUAAAUUGCAAUCUUCCAUUCCUGACGUUAAUAAGUACAUCUUUGAAAGCAAUAACUCUUUUCGCUUAAACUGUCUUUCAUUCAGACUUGUGAAGGGGAUACGAUCAGAUGUGUCAAAUGUUGCCAGUGCUGAUGAAUUUGAAUACAAAGAUCCUGUUGAUGGUUCCAUCUCAAAGCACCAGGGUAUCCGAUACUUGUUUGAGGAUGGAUCACGAUUGGUUUUCCGCCUCUCAGGAACUGGCUCCGAAGGUGCAACUAUCCGUGUCUAUAUCGAACAAUACGAGGAGGAUCCUUCAAAAACUGGGAGAGAUUCUCAAGAGGCACUUGCUCCUCUGGUGGAGGUUGCUUUAAAACUAUCCAAGAUGCAGGAAUUCACCGGCCGCUCGGCACCUACUGUUAUUACAUAAAUGCAGAGUGUUAACAUACACAAGAAGUUUGAAAGUCAUCUCCAGUUACAAUAAAAAUUCUGUUUGUGUCGAUUUCAGGUGCAGAACAAUCGGAAACUUAACCGAAACUCAUACUUGUUCAUUACCCAGUUAUAUCUGUUAUAUUUGUUGUUUGUGGUUUUGCUGCUGCCUCAUUAUAAACAGAUGAAGAGUGUUGUGACUCAGAUCAUUUCCUGAUCAAAAGUUUUGUUGUUCCAAAUAAUUUGAAUGUGCUUUAUUCA